AUGGCCAACGAGGUACACGACACUUCAAUUCUCUUAUCAGAAAGCCAACAAUUACCCGCAAAAAAAGAGACAUUCGACCAACUUCAAGCGCGUCACAAAAAAGAGCUUAAAGAUCUCGUAGCGCGUACCACUUCUCUAAAGAAGACCGCAACAAAAGGUGACAAAAAACGAAGGAAAGAAGUACAAGCGGAAAUUGUUAAACUUGAGACUGAGUUACACGCAAGACAUGAACUAGAAAUAAAAAUUCAUAAGGAUACUCAUUCUCCCCCUUCAAAUUCUUCGUUGGUCUCGGGGCAUAAUAAUGACGCAGCAGUUCUCGAAAAAACUUUAGUAGAAAGUAGUGGUAGUGAUAUUGUCGCAAGUGAGAAAGUUAGUUCCACACUACUUUUACAUCUUUGUGCUUAUGAAACUAUUUUUAAAGGAUUUGGUAUUUUAAAGAGUAUUUUAGAGAAUGUGAAAAUAAAAGCGGAUAAACAAGAGGAAAAGGAAGAAGAAGAUAUAAUCGACACUUUAUUGGCCAGACUUGAAUCCAUGAAAACAGAAGAAAAAGAACCGAAAACAACAAUACAAUCAAAAGAUAAACAACAACCUAAACCUAAAAGACAGCAAAAAAGAAAGGAACGAAAAGCUGCCAAGUUCAAAGAAAUGCAAGAACAAGGAGAAAAGGAGGCAGACGGUCAGAUAAACAUGCAAGCGAUUGAGAGAACUGCCAUUCAGGAAUUAACAAAAUCGAUGGGACUCUCAAUUAAAGAAAUUACCCCAGACGGUCACUGUUUGUAUAAUGCUAUUGCAGACCAGCUUCAAUUCAGACAUAACAUUUCGACAAAUUACAAAGAUCUAAGAAAAGAGACUGCGAAUUACAUGCGUGAACAUUUCGACGAUUUUCUCCCAUUCUUGACAACAGAAUCGGGUGACCCUUAUAAUAUGGAACAGUUUCAAAAGUAUUGUGACGAAUUAGAAAGUACCGCCACAUGGGGGGGUCAAUUAGAGGUAAACGCGUUAUCGAAAGCAUACAAACUCCCAGUCCAUAUAGUACAAAUGGAUUCGCCAGUUUUGAAAAUAUCUGAUGUUGAAUUUUCGGGACAGCAGCCGAUUAUUUUAUCGUAUCAUCGACAUAUGUACGGAUUGGGUGAACAUUACAAUUCACUCCGAAAAAAUGAAUAG
Ambispora gerdemannii is the source of this 1164-nucleotide messenger RNA. The record is from the annotation of a GenBank genome assembly. NCBI's taxonomy places the organism in Eukaryota, Fungi, Glomeromycota, Glomeromycetes, Archaeosporales, Ambisporaceae.